Molecule: messenger RNA, 1622 nt
Organism: Scatophagus argus
Lineage: Eukaryota; Metazoa; Chordata; Actinopteri; Scatophagidae
Gene: akr7a3
Product: aldo-keto reductase family 7, member A3 (aflatoxin aldehyde reductase)
Exons: 7
Coding region: 289-1371 (360 amino acids)
Molecular function (GO): oxidoreductase activity
Source: RefSeq, a predicted model, not a curated record
UAAAACAGGAAUUAACAUGCUACCUCCCCGAUGACAAAUUCUCAACAUCUGAUGCAACGAAGAAGCUUGAACAAAUAUUAACCGAACUGUCUUAAAAAACAGGAAGUGGUCACAGAGAGAGAACUUUGCACUGCCUGACCUAUAGCCAAGCAAGGAAGGACGCUGUCCAGUAAAUCUGAUGAUGGUUUAGCACACGCUCCGUUGUACAUCGACUAAGUAACUUUACGACGCUCCCUAUCGCUACCAUCUCGACCAUUGCCCUUCGCUUAGUCACUGCUCUACUGUAGCAUGCAGAGGGUAAUAAAAGGAGGCAUAUGCACACUCAAACGCAACCACCUGCUCAGUAUCAGCGACGCGUUCAUACACUUGCCGAGGUUUGUAGCUCGUCGAAAAAUGUCAUCGUCUGAAGCUAAGCGACCGGUUUCCGUACUGGGAACUAUGGCGUUCGGUGGUCAAGCUAACGACGAGCAGAGCCUGGAGAUGGUGAAGGCUUUCCUGGAUAGGGGACACAGUCAGCUCGACACAGCCUUCAUGUAUGUGAAUGGGAAGUCAGAGACGGUCAUAGGGGGCAUGAAUCUUCCCAAAUCAGUAAUCAUAGCUACCAAGGCCAACCCCUGGGAUGGGAAGACCCUGAAACCAGAUAGUAUACGCUCACAGCUGGAAACCUCCCUUAAGAGGCUGCAGACCAGUUGUGUGGACAUUUUCUACCUCCAUGCCCCUGACCACCAAAACCCUAUCCAGGACACGCUUAGGGCCUGCAAUGAACUCUACAAAGAGGGAAAAUUCAAAGAGUUUGGCCUGUCAAACUACGCAUCGUGGGAAGUGGCUGAAAUUGUGGUUAUCUGCAGACACAACAACUGGAUUGUUCCCACUGUCUAUCAGGGAAUGUACAAUGCCACUACAAGACAGGUUGAGACAGAGCUGCUGCCAUGUCUGAGAUACUAUGGAAUGAGAUUCUACGCAUACAAUCCCCUAGCAGGUGGCCUUUUGACAGGAAAGUACCAUUAUCAAGAUAAAGAUGGCUCCCAGCCUACAGGACGAUUCUUUGGUAAUAGCUGGGCUCAAGCAUACCAGGACAGAUACUGGAAGCAGAGUCAUUUCCAGGCGAUAGACGUGGUUCUAAAAGCCUUGGAGGCAGCAUACGGGUCACAGAAACCCACCUUGACUUCUGCUGCUAUGCGUUGGAUGUACCACCACUCUCAGCUUAAGGGUGAGCUUGGUGAUGGAGUCAUCAUUGGCAUGUCAAGUAUGGAGCAACUUCAGCAGAACUUGGCCGCUGCGGAGGAGGGUCCUCUGGACGAGAGAGCUGUUGCCGCCUUCAAUGAUGCCUGGAAUCUAGUAGCACACGAAUGUCCCAACUACUUCCGCUGAAGAGCUAAAGUCUCCAUAACAGACCAAGCAAACACAAUAGCGCAUUUCCACGAGUUAGUCACUUAUACAUUUUUCUGUAAUUAUGCUUGUUUUUUUUUUUUCCUCCCCACCAGCUCAACUGUAGACCAGUAUGUAUUGCGUCAGAGCUUUUGCUCUUGCUAAUGUAUAAAUGUAAAAAUGAAAACACAAGAUUUUUCAGGGAAAAAUAACCUUUUCUGGAGCCUGCCUACAUUACAUUAAAAAGAAAACAA